AUGCGCAGUGCGGCCGUUAUGGAAGGCGAGGCGGGCUUGUUCGCUGGCAGCGCGGAGCGGGCUGGGCCCCGGCUGGGUGCGGAGAUGGCGGGGGAGCCUGCGGGGAAUCUGCCGGGGCUGGGCCGGGCGGCGGGGAGCGAGUCAGAUGUCUUUGAAAUCAUGCUCCCAAUAACGAUCCUUGUGCUGAACGAUGAUGAGUGUCUCUAUAAUGAGGCUGAGGAGCAAGCAGCGACUGUUCCUGAGCUGAAGAAGGAGUAUAAGCAGGAGGCAGGUUUCAGUACCAGCGUUCUCCUAGAAAGCAACGUAACGCCUUCAGAUGCCAGUAGUGGUUUAAGUGUUUCGGAAGGAAAAGAGAUUGCUGCAAAUAAGGAUAAUUGUAUGAAGUACUCUGAAGAAAAACAGAUGGAGAGUUUGUGUAAUGAAUUGAAGCUAUCUCUAAAUGAUCAGAGUGAUGCAAGCAAAGAUAAGUGCAAUCAAAAUGUAUUGCCAAUGUUCCCUUGCAAAGCAGACCUUAAUGAAAUAAAUGAAACCAGCGACCAGAAAGAAUGUGUUGAUAAUGACGCUUGUCAGAAGAUUCCUCUCCUCGUCGCAGCUGACAGCGAGGGUAGAGAUGUGACCAUCAACACUGGUGAACAGAUCGCGUUAGUAGUGGUGUGCAAAGAUGAAGAAGAACAUGCUGAUAUUGCAAACGUUCUUUCUGCUGGAAGCCAAGAGAAACAGCUGGGAAUUCCCACGGAGAUGGUGGCAACUGUUAAAGUGGAAGAUACUGAUUCUUCAAUAAAUGGAAGUAAUGAAGCUGACAACACAAUAAGUAAGAGCAGCAAAUUUGAAGCCCUGAGUUCAGUUUUGGAACAUGGCUUGAAAGAAGAACCGGAAGCUACCCAGAGUCAUUCUGCUCUGUUUGCUAAUGGAUAUUGCUCUACUUCAGAAGAAUUGCGAAAAGAUACAGGGGGCUUGGAGAUGAACGCUUCUAUUUCUGCUGAAUCAAAUGCUACCGAAGAGCAUAUUUAUAAGUCAUUAACACCUUUUUCUAAAAAAAGACAUCAGCAACAAUAUAUCGUUUCUCCUUAUGAAAGCCCAAAUGAAAUACAAGGCCAGCAAGAAGGUUUAGCGUGGCCCAGUAAUAGUCUGAACAUCAAACCUUUUUCUAAAGCAUCUUGUUCUAUAAAUAAGCAUGAAAAAAUAAAUUUGAAAUGCAGGUUUUGUAGUUCUGUAUAUAAAUGCGCUGCACUUCUGAAGAGACACGUUCAUUCAGCUCAUAAAGAUAAAAAAACUCAUAAAUGCUGCUUUUGUAAAAGAACCUUUUUCUCUUCUGUCAACCUGAAGAAUCACAUUAAGUUUCAUAAGAAAAUGACUAGGUUGCGAAAGGUAAGAAAAAAUAGAAUGAAUGCUAGAAAAGUUAGGCAAAGAAGAAUUGAAGAAAGAAAAUCAGAGACCAAGAAAAAAGAAAGCAAAUACGAGAAGUUUUUCAUCAAAAUUGAAAGGGACUUUACAUCUCUGGGCGUUCCAGUUAUUUUUUCCUGCAGACUUUGUCUUUUUGGUUCCUCAAAUCCCAGGAUUUUUGUUCAUCACAUGAAGGGACAUAAAGAGAGACCGCCUUACCAGUGUCCUCAGUGUGAUUACUCCUGCAUUAGCUUAUCCUACAUGUUAAAUCACAUGUACUGGCACGCUGGGUAUAAGCUGUACAAGUGCAGGUUCUGUACCUUCUUCUCAUUGUAUUUUGCAAGCAUGGUGAGGCAUAGCUAUAUCCAUACAGGGGCUAAACCCUACUCCUGUGAGUUCUGCCAGUCAGCAUUCACGAGCACCAGUGGGUUAAAGAGGCACAGAAGACUACACGCAGGCGAAGGAACAUGCCAAGGGCCGCAACUUGACUUUGUACGUGAAAGAAAGAGAACUCGAAGACCUUCAAAGAGUUACACGUGCGAUGAGUGUAACAUCGUGUUUUAUACGAGAGGACAUCUAAGCUUUCAUAAGAAAUUUCACGAACAGUUCAAGGUGACCGAUAAUGGUUAUACGAACCAGAGCAACGAAUAUAAAAAUGAAGCGUGUGAAUUUGACAGCGAUUCCCAGGACCAUGUUUCUCUCUCUGAUAAAGGUAAUAGUCUCACUGGGGGAGUGUGUAGAAUGUUGGCUUCAGAAGUAGACUUUGAGCAGGCAGAUGAUGCGAAGGACGAUAAGAAAAUGCACUCUGGAAACAUAUUUCCUGAAAGCAGCUAUGGAAACAACACUGUACCUAUUUUGGGGAGUAGAUCAGAGGUUCUGGAUUCAUACGAAAUGGACGCUGUAGUGUGCAAAGAAGACCCUCUGUUCAGCCCUGAUUCCUCUCAGUGGCAGGUCAAAGAUGGUGAUUGGCAAGCUGAUGAUGAUGAUGAAGAUGCUGCAUACUAUACAUCUGAGGAUACGUGGCCUUCCAGUUUGUCGGUGUUUAAAAUGUACAGGUGCCAAUACUGUGACUAUGCUACUGGUGUUCAUAGCAACUUUAAGCUGCACCUCAAAAUGCACACAGAUGGAGGACCAUUUGUGUGUCAAGAAUGCAAUAAGACAUUUAAAACUUCAAACUGUUUGCAGAGACACAGGCUUCUUCAUGUAGAGAAUCAUUAUGAACUUGGCCACUGCCUCUACAUGGAUAGCAGUUUUGAGGAGAAUCUUGGAUUGCAUCCUGAAAUGAACGUAGGUCUGUGUCCAGAAAGAGAUUUUGGUUCUAAAGAGGGUUCAAGUGGUGUCUAUUCCAUGUUUGGUUCAGAAUUCUAUGGAGAGCAGACAGUUAUCCAGAGGGAUAAAAGAAAUGAUUUUCUAGCACAGCGUGAGCCUCAAUUCUAUCAGUGUGCAGAGUGUGAGUAUGCUACUUACAUUUUAAGCAACCUUAAACUACACAUAAGGACUCACACAGGUGAGAAGCCUUACAGCUGCAGCGUUUGCCAAAAGAAGUUCCGUACUUCCAGUCACCUGAAGCGACACAAAAUGAUGCAUUUUAAUAUGGAGCACCUCAAGUGCAGGAAGUGUGACUAUUCCACAGACAGAUGGCUGUCCUUGAAACGGCACCUGGCUUUGCACUCGGUUAGCGAAAGCUCCUCUGCUGUCUGUCUCUACGAACAAAAACCUCUCCCUGUCAAAACGUACACAUGUGGAGAGUGUGGCUAUACCACGGUCCACAACAGCAACUUGAAGCAGCACCUAAGAAUUCAUACUGGGGAGAAGCCGUUCAAGUGCAUGCAGUGUGGCGUUGCUUUCCGCACUUCGAGCCACCUGAAGCGCCACGUGCUGACUCACUUGAAGUUGUACUGCAGAAAGUGUGACUUUGCUACAGUAGAUAAAAGAGCUUUCCAAAAGCAUGUGAAAAUGCACAAAAACAAGUACAAGCGUAGCAUUACAUCUCUGUAAUGUGGUGGUGUCCACCAAAAAGCUUCUAGGAGAACAUAACCAACGAUGUGACCUUGGUAGAUAAGCUUGGGAUUUGCAAGGUGGCACUCAGGUCUUGAGAACUGUCCAUGUCUUGGAUUUGUUCCUUAUUGUACGUUCCUCUGCUGUACCUGAAAUGCUGGCUGGUAACGGGUGCCUGUAGUGUUUUGGUCAAGAGGGUGAAACUCGGGAUGCUUCUUUGCUUCAGGUUCUGCUGGGAGCUUCAGUUUUUAGUGUAGGCUGUGCUGAAGAAGAACUUGGAGGUGCCUCUUCAUGCCUUUGUAACCUUUAUAUUCCAGGAGGUCAGAGUUAUGGUUUGGCCUAUAUUUGUCAGUGCAAACAGUUUUUUUGCUUAGUUUAUUUUCUUUUUCUAAAAAAAAAACUUGUCUAAUGAAUGUUUAAAGGGAGGGGUGGAAGUGUACAUUAUGUUGUAUAGUAAUAAUUUUUCAGUUAUGAAUUGUCAGUAGGUUUGGAGGCUUACUCCAAUCUGCUGUAAGUUGCAUUCCCUGCUACCAGGUUCUCCUGUAACACCUGCAAGAGAACAAGUUAGCGUCUCAUAAAAUCAGAGGUAUGUGAAUUUUAUCUCAUCGCAGGUUAAAUGGGAUAUGAAAGUGUUUUCUGUACAUGUGUGUAUAUGUAAAAUGUUUGGUAGGCAGCUAAUUGAGUCUGCACUUACUCCAGGUAAUUCUCUGAGUAGUCUCACAGAAGUAGUAAUGUCCUUAAUGAGAUAUUUUAUGAUACUAGGAAUCCUUAAGUUAAUCUUCACAAGAUUUUUGUAGAUGGCUAAUAUUAGUUCUGCAUAAAAUGCCUUCUCUUUUUUCAGGCUGGUAGUCAGCUGUGCUCUGUUUCUUAGAAUAGAUAAUACCCUUUUCAAAUAACCUUGUUGGUGAUUUAACUAUUUGCUGACAUACUGCAAAAAAUACUGCUUAAGCUGCAAACCUUAGCACCUAGCUUGAACUGUAAAACUUAUUUUGUUAAAGAGCUUUAUUGUGCAGCUGCAAUACCACAAGUAAGGACUACUCAUACCAAAUGGCACUUACAUAUGGUAUGGUAAAGGCUGAGAUUGAUGUUUCUUCCAUUCUGUAUUCAAAUCCAAACGCUUCUGCUACAGAAUUGUAUGGUGCUAGAAGCUCUUGUGCGGACAGCACUGACUGUAUGUUCAGUGGGACUUAGAAAAGCAGUGUUACCCUCUUGUGUAAGGAAAGAAAAUGAAUUGCAUAUUGAGAAUUAUUGCAUAAUUCCUAAAAUUCAUAAUUAAUGCGUAAUUGGGAUAAUGCUUAUUUCCAGUAAUGUUACAACUCAGACCACAAAACAGCAGAGUAAGCCUACAGUUUAAUUUAGAGGAUGUAAACGUGAAAUUGCCACUGCUAUUUUACUUUGCUCAAGUUUAUGAUUUUCUUUAUAAAUACAGAUAAUAUAUUAAAGAGGCUUUCUGGUGACAUAGGAAAACAGUUUUCCAAUGGAAGCUCAUGAAUUGAUGCAUGCGUUUAAGGCCAGACCAACAAAGGGAUUUAUUAAGUGAUCUAGUUCUUUUGAGUUUCAGUAGAGUCAGAUAAGUCAGUAUCUGUGUCUGUGAACCCCAGUGGUUGCAGAUGUUUCUACUAUAAGCUGGGAAGUCACUAUUUGGAAACAAGAGAAGGAUUCAGAUUUUAAAAUGGUUGAGCUAUCCAGCUGAUGCACUUGUGAGAAAGAAAAACACUAUCGUAAUAUAAAUAAUAUGAAUGUUCUGGGGAAAUAUUAAUGGUAUCAUGCAGGCAUGGAGGAAAUUUUACCCGGAUUACUAUAUGGUUCUGAUCACUUGAAAAAUUCAAAAGAACAUGUGCAAAGAAUAAACAAAAGUGGUAAAGAGAAUUGCAUGAGAACUGUGCAACAGAAGGAGACUGAUUUAAGGGUGAUAAAUCUGCUAAAGCAAUUUUUCUAAAAAGUGCUCGCUUACAGCAGCAGUUUCUUUUAGUUGCAAGUAAGGAGAAGACAUUUUCAGAUGGAACUUGAGUUUGUAAAAAAUAAAUAUUUCAGGUGAUUGCCUCUAAUAAAAGAAUCAAUAAAGUA
Molecule: messenger RNA, 5448 nt
Organism: Oxyura jamaicensis (ruddy duck)
Lineage: Eukaryota; Metazoa; Chordata; Aves; Anseriformes; Anatidae
Product: zinc finger protein 493-like
Exons: 3
Coding region: 1-3381 (1126 amino acids)
Biological process (GO): regulation of transcription by RNA polymerase II
Cellular component (GO): nucleus
Molecular function (GO): DNA-binding transcription activator activity, RNA polymerase II-specific; RNA polymerase II cis-regulatory region sequence-specific DNA binding
Source: RefSeq, a predicted model, not a curated record